Molecule: messenger RNA, 984 nt
Organism: Neospora caninum
Lineage: Eukaryota; Apicomplexa; Conoidasida; Eucoccidiorida; Sarcocystidae
Exons: 2
Coding region: 1-984 (327 amino acids)
Source: RefSeq, a predicted model, not a curated record
AUGCUCGAAACCCUCGGUGCGCCUUCGCUGGAGACAGCGGAAGUCGAAGAAACCGCAGACAAAAGGUCGUCUCUUGCGAUGGAUUCCAAGAAUCCCCACACAAAUCUUCGAUGGGAAGUUCCCACUUCUGAGGCUCCUCACCGAGGCGUCGAGCAUUCUGGAAAGACAAACAUCGAUUGUCGAGACGCCCCGGCGAAGCAGGAGACAGAUGUGCACACCGCGCGCCACACUGGGCUCCAUGCUGAGGCCGUUCCCGCAGCGGGCUCCAAGGGGACAACAGGAGACAGGGGCGAGAGGACAACAGGAGACAGUGGACAGGGGCUUUCCCAGGAGACAGGGAAGGAAGCAGGAUUGCGGCAAGGGGAGUGUGAGGCGAGGCGGUUGCUCCAGGGAGAGAUUCUCUGCGACCUGUUUCUGAAUGCACUCGUGUUUUGUCGCGAGGAGGCGUUUUCGGUGGCAGCUACAUCGACGUUUCUUGGCAUUUUAAAAAAGAUUUUGCGCGAGGCGAUGCUCAGCAAACUGACCCCGAUCGAGUCGUUUAGAAGUUUCAAGCAUCUCCUGCUCAAGUACAGCAUCCAGAGACCUCCGAUUUCCAUCAAAGUGUUCAACGUUCGCUGGCUGCACGCUGCGAUGACUUACACCGUCCAAACCUUCUAUCGCCACUACCAGCUGUAUGUACACUGCUUUACCACAAACACAUAUGUUGUUUUCCGGCAGGAGUGUGUCCUCAGACCCGCGGAGAGCCUGACGCAGCACGAAACCGGAACGCUCUCUGACGACGCUGCUGAGACACCUGAACAGGAAAAGACCCGAGGAGACGAGAACUGCAAAGAAUCGCCCCACGCCCGCCCGCAGAUGCACAGAGAGUCGUCCUGGACCCGACUUCUUUGGGGAAAAGAGACAGGGGACAUGAAAGAACCGACCGUCCUGGAAAGCAAGGCCGAGGCGAAAAGAGGCGGAAUGUUUCCCCAGCGAGGCCUCUAG